This is a messenger RNA of Diatraea saccharalis (sugarcane borer), 1749 nucleotides long. Lineage: Eukaryota; Metazoa; Arthropoda; Insecta; Lepidoptera; Crambidae. The record is from the annotation of a GenBank genome assembly.
AUUUAAAUUAGUUCUCCUACAUAUACUAAUUCAUUCGAAAAUUGAUACCCUGCCUUUUCUCGCGCGGAAAAUCAUUUUAUAAUUUGUGUUUGUUUGUUGAAAUUGUUAUUUUUUUGCUAUGGGUAGACUCAAAAUCUACUGACCCGUUUUUUUUUAAUUCAUUCUCCAAUAGCUAGAUGAAGGUCGUCUAAUAUACAUAAUGUAUGUGUUGUAUUAAUUACUAAAAUGCUUAAAAAAAUUGUUUCAGCACUCUUUGUGUUAACGUUCCAAAGUGUAAUCACAAAUGGACAGCAGCCGGUAUCUCGUCUCAGUUUCUUUGACAUCGACAUAUUACGGUACUGCGCUGAGGAACGUCGCGGCAACGUGAUGGUGUCGCCGGCCAGCGUCAAAGCAACACUGGCGAUGUUGCUGGAAGGUUGCCAGGGCGCGACCGAGGUGGAGAUCAGGAGCGCGCUCAGAUUGGCACCCUCGAAGGAAGAAUAUAGGGAACAGCUGAAUUUGUAUUUGGAAGGGUUAAAGACCAAUACCAGUGGUGUUAUUUUGCAAAACGCCAAUUCAGUUUUCGUGUCAGACAAUUUGAAGAUGAGGAAGGAAUAUGAGGCGAUGCUGAAAUCCAUUUACCAAGCCGAAGUGUUCAAGAUGAACUUCACAGACAUCGACGGAUCAGUCGAUAUCAUCAACAGAUGGGUGUCGACGAAAACUAAAGGGCUCAUUCCGGCUAUUGUAGACCCAGUGAACGUGAACCCAUCGUCGGACAUGGUACUGGCCAACGCAAUGUAUUUCAAGGGCAGCUGGCAGAGAUCAUUCGACCCGAAGGAGACGACCGGCGCAUGUUUCUACGACCAGGGUACAUGCAAGAAAGUCCAAAUGAUGUCGACAAGGGCACAAUUGAAAUAUGCUUACAUCGACGAACUGAGGGCGCAUGCCGUCGAUUUACCUUACGAGGGUAGCCGAUAUUCUAUGAUCCUGUUGGUCCCAGUAGAUCGUGAUGGCUGUGCACCUCUCAUCAGAGAUUUGCCUUAUAAGAAUUUGAACCAAAUUGUCAGCCAUCUUGAGCCGUACGACGUGCAAUUGUCUCUGCCUAAGUUUAGCAUAGACUACUCUGAGGAUAUGGUUGGACCUCUAAAGAGUAUGCGUGUCACUACUCUCUUCUCGUCAUCCUCAAACCUAUCUGGCAUCUUCGAGAAUGACUCUCCUUACAUAAACAGCAUGUACCAUAAAGUUCACAUGACGGUAGACGAGCAGGGAACAAUAGCGGCCGCAGCCACCGCCGCUAUGGUGGUGCCGCUCAUAGAAGACGGGGUGCAACUUCAAGUAGACCGACCUUUCGUCUUCUUCAUAAGGGAUAAUGCUUUGGGCCUUGUGCUAUUCGAAGGAAGGAUCGAGGACCCCACACCUUUCGUUGAAUCUGCUCCAGCAAAAGCACCUGUCUCACCGUCAUCACCUGCUCAACUCAUUCCAGCUGGACCACCCACUGCUGCAGUUUCUAAAGCUCCCCAACCACCAGCAGCUCCGCAGCAACCAAUACCUAUAACAGCACCAGUACUAGAAAACGUGCCGAUGGUUGCCAGAAGAUGGGCUCACAGAAAUUGAAAUGUGAUCUCGUAAUAAUACAUACAAUAUUCGUUUUUAUUUGAAUCACUGAAAUAUUGUAAAAUGGACUCGAAGAUAUUGAACAUUUGUAAAAUAACGAAAUGAAUUGAGAUUAAAUUGGUAUUAUAGUUUUUUUGAUAUAAUAAUGUGUUUUAU